AUGAGUAGUUUAGGUGCAGAUGAUGAAAAUGGUAGUAAUGUGGGAAAUGACUUAAAUAAUUCUCAACGGCAUUUGGAAAGCGAUAGAACAGAGUGCAUAAAUAACACUGGAACAAAUAAUAAAACAGAACAUGCAUCUGUUGUGGCAGCUCAUUAUAAUCACUUGGAAGAAAAGGGUAUAAGAGAACGCUUUAAGUCUCCAAUUUUUUACCUUAGAAACUUUAAUAAUUGGGUCAAAAGUGUACUUAUUCAAGAAUAUGUAGACAGAGUACGAGGAAACGUUUACGGGAAACGAUUGAGAGUGCUUGAUAUUUGUUGUGGAAAAGGUGGAGAUUUAAGUAAAUGGCAAAAGGCUUGUGUUAAUCAUGUGAUAUUUGCAGAUAUUGCUAAUAUUUCAAUCCAACAAUGUAAAUCAAGAUUUGAUGAAAUUCGGAAAUGUACAUUUACUGCUCAGUUCAUUGCUGCCGAUUGCACUAAAGAGAGUAUACGUGAUAAGUAUACAGACCCUUCUAUAAGAUUUGAUAUUGUGAGCUGUCAGUUUGGUCUACAUUAUAGCUUUGAAAGCUUGCCUCAAGUAAGGCGAAUGUUAAAAAAUGCCACUGAGUGUCUUAGUCCAGGAGGUUAUUUCUUUGGGACCAUACCAAAUGCUUAUGAAAUUGUGUCACGAGCAAAGAAAUCACCAAAUGGUCAGUUUGGCAAUAGGAUUUAUAAUAUUAAAUUAUUAUUUGACCCUAAGGAUGGCUAUCCUUUGUUUGGUGCAAAAUAUGACUUUCAUUUAGAAGGAGUUGUAAACUGUCCUGAAUUUUUAGUGAAUUUUGAUUUAUUUAAUAAGUUAGCUAGGGAAUAUGAUCUUGAACUAGUUUACAAAGCUGGAUUAGGAGAUUUCUAUAAAGACCACAUGGAAAAGUAUAAACAAUUACUGCCUAAAAUAAUGUGCUUUGAAAGUUAUCCUGCCCCACCUGGUAAACAACUCAUUGGUGAUGAGUCUGAAUAUGAACAUGCAAAAUCAUUCUAUGAGAGUAUUGACAACAAAAGUCAAACAGUAGGCACCAUGAGUAAAUGUGAAUGGGAAGUUGCAACUGUUUAUAUGGCAUUUGUUUUUAAAAAAUGCAAGAAAUAA
Pieris macdunnoughi is the source of this 1119-nucleotide messenger RNA. Lineage: Eukaryota; Metazoa; Arthropoda; Insecta; Lepidoptera; Pieridae. The record is from the annotation of a GenBank genome assembly.